CUUUUUGUAUUAAAUAGAUUAAAAAAGCUGGCAACUCUUCAUGUAUCUUUGCUUGCACUUUUCUAAAUCGAAAUAUUUACUCAUUCGUGAGCCAACGGUCAGUAUUUUUAUCAGUACAUUGGAUUUACUGUACAAACUAACCCGGCAGGGUGAAACUUGAGCAAUCUUUACGAAAAUUAAAGGCAAUAACAAGCAUUACCUCAAAUGGCUCUCAAUUUUGUCCUUCGUUCGUCCUGCCGUAGCUCGGCUCCGCUGUUUGUAUCACUGUUGAAUUAUGGUCGUCUAUCGGCACCGGUAGUCCGCUCGCUGGUUCCAAAAGUAAGCACACCCGCUUUGCUCGGUAGAACUCUACGUCACUUCACCGCGACGCCGGUUCGCCGAGCAGCAGCCGGUGGUAACCAUACAACGCUAUGGACAGCCGAGAAAGCUCUUUCGCUCGCCCUGUUGGGUGUUCUGCCAGUCGGAAUGAUGUAUCCCUCGCAGGCCACUGAUGCUGUGAUUGCUGUCUGCGUCGUAAUGCAUUUCCAUUGGGGUCUGGAAGCCAUCGUCACCGAUUAUGUUCGACCGAUUCUAUUUGGCCAUACUGUACCAAAGGUUUGCCACGCUCUGUUGCUAGUGGUUUCGGCAGCAACCCUCGGAGGACUGUUCUGUUUCAUCCACAAUGACAUCGGUAUUGCUAACACCAUUCGCAAGAUCUGGGCCACCAAACCGAAGGCUUAAGAAGUAUUCUAGAAGUAUUUUUCGGAACGAGAAAACAAACACAACAGGAAGCUAGUGAUAGUGAUCAUGCUGGCGAAAUUUGCAUAAAGCGAAGCUUUUUCAUAUUUAAAUAUAUUUCGAUUCAUGUCGGAGUCAACUGAUUAUUUCAAA
Messenger RNA from Wyeomyia smithii (pitcher-plant mosquito), 870 nucleotides. It is a transcript of the gene SdhD, whose product is annotated as succinate dehydrogenase [ubiquinone] cytochrome b small subunit, mitochondrial. The record is from RefSeq and is a predicted model, not a curated record. NCBI's taxonomy places the organism in Eukaryota, Metazoa, Arthropoda, Insecta, Diptera, Culicidae. The transcript has 3 exons. Gene Ontology annotation, molecular function: heme binding; ubiquinone binding. The coding region runs from base 205 to 720 and encodes 171 amino acids. Gene Ontology annotation, biological process: mitochondrial electron transport, succinate to ubiquinone; tricarboxylic acid cycle. Gene Ontology annotation, cellular component: mitochondrial envelope; membrane.